This is a messenger RNA of Seminavis robusta, 948 nucleotides long. Lineage: Eukaryota; Bacillariophyta; Bacillariophyceae; Naviculales; Naviculaceae. The record is from the annotation of a GenBank genome assembly.
GGGAAAUCGACCCGAGUCUGAGCUCCGGUACCGGUACCGGUACCGGUAGCUAGUCUAGAAAAUAACAGCAACAGCAGUGAGGAACAGCCAAAAAUUCAACAGGACCAAGAUGAGCGACGAAGAGAGUGAAACCAUGGUGGCCAGUGCCACGGGUACUGCGCCGGAAGAAGACGAUAUGACCAAUGAUGCUGUCGACGAUGACACCAACGUGGACGACGACGAUGACGAGGAGGAAGAAGAAGACGACGACGAAGAAGAAGUCUCCAAGGCACCUUCGGAAGACGAUGCCAAAUCGUUGGAAGCCACCGACGACAUGAGAGAGGCGGCCUUGGACAGUGCACCGGAUGCGGCUGAAACGAAUACGACAGCAAAAGAAACCACAGCAACAUCUCCCGAACCCAAACCCACGCCACCACCGCAAAAGAAAUCCAAAAAGCGCAAGGGCAUGCCGGCAGGUCUCGGUGGCUCUCGCAAAGGACGGGCACCCGCCGUAUCCGGAUUGACCAUUCCCUUUCGGACCGUCAAAAAGGCCAUGAAGUUGGAUCCCGAUAUCCCGAUUGUGCAAAAUGAAGCCGCCAUCAUGACCACCCUGGCGAGUGAGCUAUUCCUCAAAGUGCUCGCCAAUGAAAGCUAUACCAAUGCCAAGUCACGGGGAAGAAAUACAAUACGCUAUGAAGAUGUAGCAGAAGCAAGGACCAAAAAGCCGGCGCUCUCCUUCCUGGAAACACUGCUCCCAUGAAGGGUGGGUUGGGUUGAUACACGACAAUAUGUAGCACAAGACACACAGUGUAGUUUCUCCUUGAGGAAAGGACCUUGCUAGCCAGUUAUUGCUAGUCUAAGUUGGUAGCUAGGAUACCUGAUCUCAAAUGGCUGUCAUUGUUAGUCUAGUCCUGCUGCAUGAUGUUUUGCUACCCGUACUAAAGUAGGCCUCGUCAUUCAUUUCUUUUU